Dryobates pubescens (Downy woodpecker) is the source of this 2652-nucleotide messenger RNA. Its product is annotated as microsomal triglyceride transfer protein. The transcript has 18 exons. The record is from RefSeq and is a predicted model, not a curated record. Lineage: Eukaryota; Metazoa; Chordata; Aves; Piciformes; Picidae. Gene Ontology annotation, biological process: lipoprotein metabolic process; lipid transport. The annotation marks the transcript as partial. Gene Ontology annotation, cellular component: basolateral plasma membrane; endoplasmic reticulum; Golgi apparatus. Gene Ontology annotation, molecular function: lipid binding.
AUGGAUCCACAGGGAGCUUUGGGGUACGUUUGCCUGCUCUGCUUUUCCUUCGGGAGAGCUGCAAAAGGGGACCUGCAGCCACUUUCAUUCCAGCCUGGCACCCUGUACCAGUACCACUACUCCCUGGAUGUCCAGGUGGACCAUGCAGCCACAGCAUCCCCACGAGGAGCCUGGCUGAAGGCUGAGGCAUUGGUCCAGGUGCACCAGCUCUGGAGGGACCAAGGGGGAGAAGAGCUGCUCCAGGUGCAGAUCCGUGACCUGAGAGCCCAGCAUGAGUCAGAAGAGAAGAGGAGCCCGGGCGGCUCCGGAGGCCUCCCUGCAGAGAUUGCACUGAGCCAGGAGGCACAAGCAGAGCUCCAGCAGCCAAUGUUCAUCUCCUGGAGCAGUGGGAAGGUCAAAGCCUUCUAUGGGGACGAAGCAGAGAGCAUCCUGAUCUCCAACCUGAAGCGAGGGGUCAGCAGCCUGCUCCAGCUCCAGCCCCACGCUGGCACCACAGUGGAGGAGGACAGCUCUGGGCGCUGCCGAGUCGCAUACUCCGUGUCCAACCACUCCAUCACAAAGAUGAAGGAUCUCCUCAGCUGCACAGGGACCAAGCCUGGAUUCACCUCUGUUAACAAAAUUUUUGGAGUCGAGUGGCAGCCCAGCAGCAGCAGCCAGUACCUGGUGAAAGACAACCUCCUGCAGUCGGUGCUGGCAGAGGAAAGCCACCUGCUGGCUCCAGCCCUGAGGUCCUCCACUGGCAUCAAAAUCACUUCCAGGCAGCAGCUCCAGCUAGAGUCUCCUCCAGUGCCUGGCCCGGCAGAGGUGGCUGGACAAAGCCUUGAAGAUGUGCUGGCUGGCAUGGAAGGCCAGCACCAGCCCCUGGGCAUGACCAGCCUGCCCUUCAGGAGGGUCUGCACCCACUGCCCAUCGCUGAGAACCUACCUGAAGAGCUUUGGCAGCCAGAGGAUCAAAACAGGCACCUGGGAGGUGGCGACCACGUGGCGGUUCCAGAGGGUCAUCCAGAUGCUGCGUGGAGCCAAGAAGAGAGAGGUGCUGCAGCUGCUGAGGAGGGCACCUGAGGAGAUGCUCCCCUUCCUGGUGGAGGCAGCCGUGGCCGCGCAGUCGGUGGCCUCCUUGGCAGCUCUCUCAGACUUCCUGGAUUUCAACAAGGAGCCCAAGCUGCUGCUGGAGAAGUUCCUCUAUGCAGCAGCCUUCUCUCCCCGGCCUUCAGGAGAGCUUCUCCACCUGGUGCUGGCCAAGCUGGAUGGGAAGCAGCUGGCCCCUGAGCUGCAUGAGACAGGAACAGUUGCCCUGGGCGCUCUGGUUGGCAAGCUUUGCCAGCAGAAGCUGUGUGGCCUUCAGGAGGUGGAGCGUGGGGUGGAAACCAUCCUCGGGGGGCUACGAGGUGCCAAGGAGGAGUCUGAGGUGGUCAUCUACCUGCUGGCCCUGGGGAAUGCAAGGCUCCCCAGAACCAUCCCCACCCUCCUGGGCCACGCUGAGGAGGGUCCUGCUGCCGUCGCCACCGCAGCCAUCUCUGCCCUGCGGCGAUUCCCUGCUCAGCACAUCUCCGGCGAGGUGAAAGGAGCAAUGAGGAGGAUUCUCCACCAAAAGAAGAGGAGCUACAGCCAGCCCUGCCGCCUGGCCGCCGCCGAACUCCUACUGGAGAAGGAGCCCUUGCCCAUGGAUGUCAUCAACAUCCUGCUGGCCACCCAGGAGAUGGAGACAGAGAUGGCAGCCUUCCUGCUGCUGAAGGUCCAGAGCGACCUCCAUGCUGCCCACCACCCAGCAAGGAAGAUCAUGAAAGAGAUCCUGAGAGAGCCACGAAUCAAUAAUUACCACUUCUUCUCCAAAGCUGGUGUCUCCUCCUCCUUCUCAGGACCUCUGACAGUCACCCAGGACCUGCUUUCCACCUUUGGGCUGGACCUGCUCUUUCUGGAGGGUGGCUUCCCGAGGAGGAGCAUCUCUGAGUUCUCACUGCUCAGCCGUGGCCAGCAGCUCCAUGCAGCUCAGGUCACUAUUGAAGCCCAAGGGAUGGAGUCAAUGCUGGGAGAAAAUGUCCUGGAAGGGGAGGAGGAGCCAGAGCUCAUGGCUGGGAUGUCUGCCAUCUUCUUUGACGUCCAGCUGCGGCCCAUCACCUUCUUCCAGGGGUACACAGACCUAAUGUCCAAGGUCCUGCUGAGCAGUGGAGAACCCACAAGUGUGGUCAAAGGCAACCUCCUGCUGAUGGACCAUCACCAGAUGAUUCCUCUGCAGUCUGGCCUCCAGGUGGCCAUCAAGCUCCAGGGUGGGCUGGGGCUUGACAUUUCAGCUGGCUUGGACUUGAGCAUUUGGGAGCAGGAACUGAAAACCAGCAUCAGCACCAGGGGAAGCCUGGCCAUUGAUUUCCAGGCAGAACUAGAUGCCCCUUUCCUCCAAGCCACCUUGAGAAGCCAGACAGAGGUGGAGACCUCAAUCCACUUCAACACCAUGCUGAGGUUUUCUGGCAGCCCAGUGCUCAUGUGCCUGCAGCUGAGCAAGGAGCAGGUGCCCUACAGGGAGAUCUUCACAGUGUCCAGGUGUGCCGGGAGGCAGCGCAGCAGCGUUCGGAAAGGCAGGCAGGGCAGCGUGCCUGGCAGGCAGCUCGCCUUGCACAGGGCCAACUCCAAGCUCUGCCACCUCCUGCUGACAGCA